AUGUGCGGUGUCCACGGCACUGUCAGGGCCCCCACAGCCCCUGUGGCACUAUGGAAGCUGCGGCAAAGCAGCGGGACUGUGGGCACCGGCCGGGAGAACCCGUCCUGCGACCACCACGGACAGGUAGGAGAGGUUCCGGACGUCACCGGCCGUACCGGCACCGCAGCGGACAAAGGCGGGUCCCAGGAAGACACCCCGGGUGCAAGCCACUGGUGCCAGGACGUGCUACCUUGCAAGGGGAGCAAAGUGACAGGGAUGGAUGGUCCCAGCGAGCCCCCGGAGGCAUCUGGCAGCAUUGCUGGCGUGUACGUGGAGGCUUCCAAGAAGAUGAUGAGCUUUUACGAUGCCACCAGGGAGCACCUCCUGAGUCUGGACUUGGCACUCUGCCUCCUCGAGGCCCAGGCAGCCACGGGCUUCAUGGCUGACCUGGUGAAAAAGAAGUGGGUGUCUGUGGCAGAAGCUGUGCAGAUGGGACUGGUGGGGCUGGAGCUGAAGGAGAAGCUGCUCUCUGCAGAGAAAGCUGCUACUGGCUUUGUAGACCCCUACACGGAAGAGAAGAUUCCCCUGUUCCAGGCAAUGCAGAAGGACCUGGUAGGGAGGGACCAAGGCACCCGCCUGCUCCAGGCCCAGAUCGCGACCGGUGGCAUCAUUGAUCCUGCCACCGGGCACCGGCUCCCAGCAGAUGUGGCCUGUGAGAGGGGAUAUUUAGAUGAAGAGAUGAGCCAGUUCCUCUCUGAUCUCAGCAAUGAGGACAGCAAAGGGUUCCUCAACCCCAGUACUAUGGAGAGGGUCACCUACAUGGAACUUAUCAAGCAAUGUGUUGUUGAUCCAGGCUCAGGCUUCCUCCUCUUGACCCUGCAGGCAACGUUCCCAGGGCUGGGAGGACGGGUGAGCAGCAGGGACCUUCUGGACUCAGGCAUCAUCAGCUCCGACACGUUCAGAGGUCUCGAGGAGGGAAGAGUCUCUGCUCAGGAGGUUGCAGAGAGUGACUCGGUUCAGCAGUUCCUGCGUGGGACGAGAACCGUGGCUGGUGUUGUCCUGCCUUCCAGUGAGCAGAAAAGCCUUUACCAGGCACUGAGGGAGCAUCUUCUCAUGCCUGGCACUGCCCUGAUGCUCCUGCAAGUCCAGGCCUCCACGGGCAGCCUGACAGACCCCAUCAAGAACAAAAGCUACUCAGUUGAUGAGGCUGUCAGGGUCGGUCUCAUCGGCCCAGAGCUUCAUGAGAAACUGUCUUCAGCUGAGAAGAGCAUCAUAGGAUACAGGGAUCCCUGCACUGGAGAAAUGCUCUCUCUGUUCCAAGCCAUCAGGAAGGGCUUUGUCCCCAAGGAUCAUGGCUUCUGCCUUCUGGAGGCUCAGAUAGCCACUGGUGGGAUAAUUGCUCCAGGCAAACACCUCCGUGUCCCCACGGAGACAGCCUGCAAGUGGGGGUACCUGGAUGAAGCCACGAGACAGCUCCUCUCCAGUCCUACCAAUGACAUGAAAGGGUUUUUGGACCCAAGCUCCAAGGAGAAGUUGACCUACACAGACCUGCUCAAGUGCUGUGUGACUGAUCCCAGCACUGGGCUCCUGCUGCUGCCUCUUGGAGGAGAGAGCAGAGAGGGACCCAAGGGAACCCACCUCUUCUUUGACCACAAGACCCAGACAGCUCUGGAAAACACACGGGUACCUGUUGCUUUGGGCAAAUUCAAGGGAAAGUCCAUGUCUCUCUGGAAACUUCUCUUCUCAGACUACAUCCAGAGUGAGCAAAGAGCUGCUCUGUCCCAGCAGUACCUUGCAGGAAUGCUCUCCAUGCAAGAGCUGGGUAAGGCAGUCAGUGCCACCAUCGAGGAGACGGCUUCCUCUGCUAAAGUCACCUUUGAAGGGCUGAGGGACCGGGUGACAGCUGACCAGCUCCUGAGCUCUGAAAUCAUCAACAAAGAUUUGUUUAAGAAACUGAAGGAGGGAGAAACAUCGGCCAAAGAAGUCGUCAGCAUGGACACGGUCAAGAAGUACCUGCAAGGGACAGGCAGCAUCAGUGGGCUGCUGCUCCCCGACUCCCAAGAGAAGAUCAGCAUCUACCAGGCGAAGCAGAAGGGACUUCUAAGGCCAGGAACGUCCCUGAUCCUCCUGGAGGCCCAGGCUGCCACCGGGUUUAUCAUUGACCCAGCUGCCAACAGAAGGUAUUCUGUGGACGAGGCCUUGCGAGCAAGCGUCAUUGGCCCCGAUGUCUACGACAAGCUUCUGGCUGCAGAGAAAUCAGUCACUGGCUACAGAGAUCCUUACUCAGGGAACACCAUCUCCCUCUUCCAGGCCAUGCAGAAGGAGCUCAUUGUCAAGGAGCAUGGCAUCCGCCUGCUUGAGGCCCAGAUCGCCACCGGCGGCAUCAUCGACCCCGUCAACAGCCACCGCAUCCCGGUCGAGGUGGCCUACAAGCGUGGGUACUUCGACAAGAAGAUGAACUUGAUCCUCUCUGACCCCAGUGAUGACACCAAGGGCUUCUUCAACCCCAACACCCAUGAGAACCUCACCUACCUGCAGCUGAAGGAGAAGUGCAUCACGGAGCCGUCCACCGGGCUCUGCGUCCUGCCCCUGAACAGCAGAAAGCGCCAGUUUGUGGAUGAAGCCACCAGACGGGUGUUCAGGAGCUCCUGGUUGCCGGUCAGGUUUGGGCGGUUACAGGGAGAGAAGGUCUCUGUGUGGGACCUGCUGAACUCCGAGUACUUCAGUGAGGGGAAGCGCCGGGAGAUAUUCAACCACUACCAGCUGCGGAAGCUCACCCUGGAGCAAAUCCGAGCCAUGCUGGAAGAGGAAAUGAAAAGAUGGGCACCCAUCAAGUUCCCAGCCAUGAGGGGCAGUGUCAGUGCCUACCACCUGAUGGAGACCGGUGUCAUUGAUAGGUCCCUGUUUGAGAGGGUGCUGGAAGGAGCCGUCAUGCCAGAGGAAGUCCUGCACAUGGACUCUGUCCGAAAGUACCUCUACGGCUCUGGCAGCAUCGGGGGGAUCAUUCUCCAACCAUCAAACCAGAGAAUAAGCAUUUAUGAGGCCAUGAAGCAGAACAUCAUGCUGCCAGGAGUGGCCCUCCCACUGCUAGAAGCCCAGGCUGCCACAGGCUUCAUCAUCGACCCAGUCAACAACCAGAAGCUCUGCGUGGACGAUGCCAUCAAGGAGGGAGUCAUUGGACCAGAAGUCCAUGAGAAGCUGCAGCAUGCAGAAGGGGCUGUCACAGGCUACAAAGAUCCUUUCACAGGCAAGAAGAUACCCCUCUUCCAGGCGAUGAAGAAGGGCCUGAUCGCAGACAAACAGGCCAUGCAGUUAAUGGAGGUGCAGAUGGCUACAGGAGGCAUCAUUGACCCAAUGUGUGGCCACUAUAUCCCCAUAGAAUCCGCCCAGAAGCGAGGGUGCCUGGAUGAGGACACGAGCAAGGCCCUUUCUAAGCCUAGUGAUGACAACAGAGCCUUCUGUGUCCCAGACAGCAAAGAGACUGUGAGCUACGCUGAGCUGAUCAAACGUUGCCAGAAAGAUGAGGUCUCCGGCUUCCACUUGCUGCCUCUGCCACAGGCAGCUGCUCCUGCCCACAGCGACGAAGAAAUCCAGCAGAUCUUCAGGGAAACUGUGGUGAAGGAGAGAGGGGUCUCCCUGUGGGAGCUAAUCCACUGCGGGUAUUUCACCGAGGAGCAGAGAAGGGACUUUAUGGAGAGGUUCCGGUCUGAGGAAAUGUUGCUGCAGGAGCUGGUUGCUCUCGUGCUCAGGUUGGUUGGGGAGAUGGAGAUGAAAGCCCGCACUCAGAUCACCUUGGAGGGUCUGCAGGGCAGUGUCCCUGCAGUGUGGCUGCUGGAUGCUGGCAUCAUUACAGAGAAGACAUUUGAAGAACUGGCCCAGGGCAUACAAACUCCUGAGGAGGUGGCUGCGAUGGAGAGUGUGAAGAGGUACUUGCAGGGCACAGGCAGCAUUGCCGGGGUAUUCAUAGAGGCAUCCAAAAAGAAGAUGAGCUUUUAUGAUGCCAUGAAGAGCCAUCUCCUCCUCCCUGGGGCUGCUCUGAGGCUGCUGGAAGCUCAGGCGGCCACAGGGUACCUGAGUGACCCAGCAACGAACCAGAGACUCAGCGUGAGGGAUGCAGUGAGAGCUGCUGUCGUGGGCGAAGAGCUCACUGAGAAGCUCCUCCUGGCAGAGCGGGCAGUGACUGGCUACACAGACCCCUACACCGGGAGCUCCAUCUCCCUGUGCCAAGCACUCAGGAAGGAGCUGAUUCCCCUGGGAGAGGCUGUUCCCUUGCUGGAGGCACAGCUGGCCACUGGAGGGGUCAUUGAUCCCAUUCACCACCUCCACCUUCCACUCCAGGCUGCGUACAGGUACGGCUUCUAUGAUGAGGACCUCAACCAAACUCUGUCCCAGCUGGAUGACAGCACCAAAAUCUUCUUUGAUCCAAACACAAAGGAGAACGUGACCUAUCAGCAGCUGAAGGACAGAUGCUUUCAGGAGCCUGAGUCAGGUCUCUGGCUCCUUCCCCUGUCCGAAAACGCGAUGUUCUGUGUGGAUGAACAGACCAUGGAGGUGCUGAAAUCUGUGACUGUCUGUGUCAACAUAGGGCGCUUCAAAGGACAGACAGUGUCAGUAUGGGACCUUCUCAACUCCGAAUACCUCUCAGACAGCAAGAGAAGAGAGCUGGUGCAAAGGUACAAAGACGAGAACACUGAAGUGCUGCAUGAAAUCAUAGCAAUUGUCACCACAAUCAUCAAAGAGACGGAGACACAAGGCAAGAAAUUUGCAUUCAAGGGCCUGCGGAAAAGAGUUUCUGCCAGUGACCUCUUCCAGUCCCAACUGAUAGACAAGAAAACCCUCGAUGAACUCAACCAGGGGAAGAAAACAGUCGAAGAAGUCACUGAAAUGGACUCUGUCCGCAGGUACCUGGAGGGCAGCAAUUUCAUAGCAGGGGUCCUCAUACGGCCAAGCAAUGUGAAAAUGAGCAUCUACCAGGCCAUGAGGAAGGGCAUCCUGAGGCCAGGGACAGCGCUGGUGCUGCUGGAGGCACAGGCUGCCACUGGUUACAUCAUUGACCCAGAGAAGAACCAGAAGUUCUCAGUGCAGGAAGCCUUAGCUGCAGGUCUAAUUGGAGGGGAGGUUUUUGAAAAGCUGCUCUGUGCAGAGCGGGCCGUGACGGGCUACACCGACCCCUACACGAAAGCCCCAAUGUCCCUUUUUGAAGCCAUGAACCAAGGACUGAUUGUGAAGAGCCAUGGCAUCCGCCUGCUCGAGGCCCAGAUCGCCACUGGCGGCAUCAUCGACCCCGUGCACAGCCACCGCAUCCCGGUCGAGGUGGCCUACCAGCGCGGGUACUUCAACCAGGAGAUGAACCAGAUCCUCUCAGACCCCAGCGAUGACACCAAGGGCUUCUUCGACCCCAACACCCACGAGAACCUCACCUACAUGCAGCUCCUGGAGAGAUGUGUCCAAGAUUCAGAGACUGGGCUGUACAUGCUACAGGUUGUACAGGAGGGAGGAACGUACUUCUACAUUGAUGAGUUUACGAAGCAGGAUUUGCGCUCAAAACCCCUUAACAUAAAAGCUGGAAAGUUUAAGGACCAGACAGUUUCCAUCUGGGAAAUUCUUUGCUCCCAUUACAUCUCUGAGCAGAAAAGGAAAGAACUGGUGAUGCAGUACAAGUGCAAAACCCUAACACUGGAAGACCUUACAAUCCUCCUCUUCAGAAUCAUUGAGGGCACAGAGCAAAGAGCAGAAACCCUCAAGGUGAAAGGACUCCGGAGGGACGUGUCGAUAUCAGAAUUGUUUAACUCUGAGAUCAUUGACAAGAAAACUCUAGAGCAGCUGCAGGAUGGAAGUCUCACGCUUGCCAGCCUCAUCAAGAGGGACACCAUCAAGAGGUACUUAGAGGGCACUGGAUGCAUUGCUGGGGUUCUACUCCCAUCAAGGAAAGAGAAGAUGAGCAUCUACCAGGCCCUGAAGAAGGGCCUUCUCACAGAGCAGUGUGCUCUGGGGCUGCUGGAGGCACAGGCUGCCACUGGUUUCCUCAUUGACCCACUGAAAAAUAAGAUGCUCUCUGUGGACGAGGCCAUCUCGUCCGGGCUGGUGGGGAGCAACUUCCACAGGCAGCUCCUAUCGGCAGAGAAAGCCGUGACGGGAUACACAGAUCCCCAAACAGGAAAGAAAAUGUCCCUCUUCCAGGCCAUAAAGCAGAAGAUGACAGUCAAGGAGCACGGCAUCCGCCUGCUCGAGGCCCAGAUCGCCACCGGCGGCAUCAUCGACCCCGUGCACAGCCACCGCCUGCCUGUGGAGGUGGCCUACCAGCGCAGAUACUUGGACGACGACAUGUUCCUUGUGCUCUCUGAUCCAGACCAUGGCAUCAAAGGUUUUAUGGAUCCAAACACUCGUGAGAAGAUCAGUUACAGUCAGCUCCUGCAGAGAUGUUCCAAAGACAGAGAAACUGGCUUAUACCUGCUGCAGGUCAUGGAGAAGGAUGAUGACUAUUUCUACAUCGAUGAGCAAACAAAAACUUCCCUAUUGUCUACAAAGGUGCAAGUGCCUGUUGGAAAAUACAAAGGACAAGUAUUAUCACUGUGGGAACUUCUCUGCUCUGAGUACAUCACAGAGGAGAAGAGAAAAGAACUGGUGAAAAAAUAUAAAGAGGAAUCCCAUCACAUUAUCCAAGGAAUCAUUGAAACAAUACUAAACAUCAUUAAAGGAAAAGAAGAGGACAGAAGUGAUGUCUGGUUCCAAGGAAUCAGACAACAAAUCACAGCAUCAGAACUUUUCAGUGCAAAGAUAAUUACGGAAGAAAUGAUGGAAAAACUCCAUGAAGGAAGAGAGACUGCAGAAGAAAUAUCUCAGAUGGACAGUGUGAGAAAAUACCUCGAAGGAACUGGAAGCAUUGCCGGCAUCCUAGUGCCCUCCAAAGCUGAACCUGGCAAGCUGGAGAAGAUGAGCAUCUACCAGGCCAUGUGGAAGGGCAUCCUGAGGCAGGGCACGGCCCUGGUGCUGCUGGAGGCGCAGGCUGCCACCGGAUUCAUCAUUGACCCGGGAACUAACAAGAAGCUCUCUGUCGAUGAAGCUGUCUCCUCGGGGCUGGUAGGAAGUGAGCUACAGAAGAAACUUCUCUCAGCAGAGAGAGCUGUAACGGGCUACACCGACCCCUGCACAGGACAAAAGAUCUCCCUCUUCCAGGCCAUGCAGAAGGAGCUCAUCGUCAAGGAGCACGGCAUCCGCCUACUCGAGGCCCAGAUCGCCACCGGCGGCAUCGUCGACCCCGUGCACAGCCACCGCCUGCCCGUGGAGGUGGCCUAUCGGCGUGGCUACUUCGACCAGGAGAUGAACCAGAUCCUCUCGGACCCCAGCGACGACACCAAGGGCUUCUUCGACCCCAACACCCACGAGAACCUCACCUACAUGCAGCUCCUGCGCCGCUGCGUGCCCGACCCGGACACGGGGCUGCUGAUGCUGCAGCUGAUGGACAAGGGCUCCGUGCUGCACCAGCUGAGCGAGGAGGCCCGCCAAGCCCUGCAGGCCGCCCACACCACGCUCAGCGUGGGGCUCUUCCAGGGACAGAGCGUCACCCUCUGGGAGCUCCUCUUCUCCUGCUACGUGCCCGAGCACCGGCGCCAGGACCUGCUGCGCCGCUACAAGGCGGGGACGGUCACCAUCUCGGAGAUGAGCACCCUCCUCACCACCAUCAUCACUGGGGCUGAGCAGCGGGAGGCCGCAGCACCGGUUCCCACCCAGAACGGUGAGCUGGCGGGCUCCUGGCGCGAGCAGGAGCAGGAGCAAGAGAGGGAGCAGGAGCUGGAGCGGUCCCUGCAGUCCCGCACCGUUGAGGUCCCGGCCAGCGGCUUCCGUGGCAGGAAGGUCUCCCUGUGGGAGCUCCUCUUCUCCAGGUACGUCUGCGAGGCCAAGAGGCAGGAGCUGCUGGGGCUGCUGCGGGCCGGGAGCCUGGCGCUGGACGAGCUGGCAGGGCUCCUGACGGCCCUGGUCCAGGAGGCGGUGGAGCGCAGCAGCGCUGUGAAGUUCACGGGCCUCAGGAGGCAGGUGACUGCCUCGGACCUGGCGGACUCGGGCAUCAUCGACAAGGACACGCUGGCCGACCUGGUGCAGGGCGCCAAGACGGUGGCGGAGGUGACGGAAAUGGCCUCCGUCAAGCGCUACCUGGACGGCACGGGCUGCAUCGCUGGCGUGCUGGUGCCCUGCAAGGCCGAGCCCGGCAAGCUGGAGAAGAUGAGCAUCUACCAGGCCAUGUGGAAGGGCAUCCUGAGGCAGGGCACGGCCCUGGUGCUGCUGGAGGCGCAGGCUGCCACCGGCUUCCUGGUCGACCCGCUGGCCAACAGGAAGCUGUCCGUGGACGAGGCCGUCUCCUCGGGGCUGGUGGGCAGCGAGCUGCACGAGAAGCUGCUGUCGGCCGAGCGCGCCGUUACGGGCUACACCGACCCCUACACCGGGGAGCAGAUCUCCCUCUUCCAGGCCAUGCAGAAGGAGCUCAUCGUCAAGGAGCACGGCAUCCGCCUGCUCGAGGCCCAGAUCGCCACCGGCGGCAUCGUCGACCCCGUACACAGCCACCGCCUGCCCGUGGAGGUGGCCUAUCGGCGCGGCUACUUCGACCAGGAGAUGAACCAGAUCCUCUCGGACCCCAGCGACGACACCAAGGGCUUCUUCGACCCCAACACCCACGAGAACCUCACCUACAUGCAGCUCCUGCGCCGCUGCGUGCCCGACCCGGACACGGGGCUGCUGAUGCUGCAGCUGAUGGACAAGGGCUCCGUGCUGCACCAGCUGAGCGAGGAGGCCCGCCAAGCCCUGCAGGCCACCCACACCACACUCAGCGUGGGGCUCUUCCAGGGACAGAGCGUCACCCUCUGGGAGCUCCUCUUCUCCCGCUACGUGCCCGAGCACCGGCACCAGGACCUGCUGCGCCGCUACAAGGCGGGGACGGUCACCAUCUCGGAGAUGAGCACCCUCCUCACCACCAUCAUCACUGGGGCUGAGCAGCGGGAGGCCGCAGCACCGGUUCCCACCCAGAACGGUGAGCCGGCGGGCUCCCGGCGCGAGCAGGAGCAGGAGCAAGAGAGGGAGCAGGAGCUGGAGCGGUCCCUGCAGUCCCGCACCGUUGAGGUCCCGGCCAGCGGCUUCCGUGGCAGGAAGGUCUCCCUGUGGGAGCUCCUCUUCUCCAGGUACGUCUGCGAGGCCAAGAGGCAGGAGCUGCUGGGGCUGCUGCGGGCCGGGAGCCUGGCGCUGGACGAGCUGGCAGGGCUCCUGACGGCCCUGGUCCAGGAGGCGGUGGAGCGCAGCAGCGCUGUGAAGUUCACGGGCCUCAGGAGGCAGGUGACUGCCUCGGACCUGGCGGACUCGGGCAUCAUCGACAAGGACACGCUGGCCGACCUGGUGCAGGGCGCCAAGACGGUGGCGGAGGUGACGGAAAUGGCCUCCGUCAAGCGCUACCUGGACGGCACGGGCUGCAUCGCUGGCGUGCUGGUGCCCUGCAAGGCCGAGCCCGGCAAGCUGGAGAAGAUGAGCAUCUACCAGGCCAUGUGGAAGGGCAUCCUGAGGCAGGGCACGGCCCUGGUGCUGCUGGAGGCGCAGGCUGCCACCGGCUUCCUGGUCGACCCGCUGGCCAACAGGAAGCUGUCCGUGGACGAGGCCGUCUCCUCGGGGCUGGUGGGCAGCGAGCUGCACGAGAAGCUGCUGUCGGCCGAGCGCGCCGUUACGGGCUACACCGACCCCUACACCGGGGAGCAGAUCUCCCUCUUCCAGGCCAUGCAGAAGGAGCUCAUCGUCAAGGAGCACGGCAUCCGCCUGCUCGAGGCCCAGAUCGCCACCGGCGGCAUCGUCGACCCCGUGCACAGCCACCGCCUGCCCGUGGAGGUGGCCUAUCGGCGCGGCUACUUCGACCAGGAGAUGAACCAGAUCCUCUCGGACCCCAGCGACGACACCAAGGGCUUCUUCGACCCCAACACCCACGAGAACCUCACCUACAUGCAGCUCCUGCGCCGCUGCGUGCCCGACCCGGACACGGGGCUGCUGAUGCUGCAGCUGAUGGACAAGGGCUCCGUGCUGCACCAGCUGAGCGAGGAGGCCCGCCAAGCCCUGCAGGCCGCCCACACCACGCUCAGCGUGGGGCUCUUCCAGGGACAGAGCGUCACCCUCUGGGAGCUCCUCUUCUCCCGCUACGUGCCCGAGCACCGGCGCCAGGACCUGCUGCGCCGCUACAAGGCGGGGACGGUCACCAUCUCGGAGAUGAGCACCCUCCUCACCACCAUCAUCACUGGGGCUGAGCAGCGGGAGGCCGCAGCACCGGUUCCCACCCAGAACGGUGAGCCGGCGGGCUCCCGGCGCGAGCAGGAGCAGGAGCAAGAGAGGGAGCAGGAGCUGGAGCGGUCCCUGCAGUCCCGCACCGUUGAGGUCCCGGCCAGCGGCUUCCGUGGCAGGAAGGUCUCCCUGUGGGAGCUCCUCUUCUCCAGGUACGUCUGCGAGGCCAAGAGGCAGGAGCUGCUGGGGCUGCUGCGGGCCGGGAGCCUGGCGCUGGACGAGCUGGCAGGGCUCCUGACGGCCCUGGUCCAGGAGGCGGUGGAGCGCAGCAGCGCUGUGAAGUUCACGGGCCUCAGGAGGCAGGUGACUGCCUCGGACCUGGCGGACUCGGGCAUCAUCGACAAGGACACGCUGGCCGACCUGGUGCAGGGCGCCAAGACGGUGGCGGAGGUGACGGAAAUGGCCUCCGUCAAGCGCUACCUGGACGGCACGGGCUGCAUCGCUGGCGUGCUGGUGCCCUGCAAGGCCGAGCCCGGCAAGCUGGAGAAGAUGAGCAUCUACCAGGCCAUGUGGAAGGGCAUCCUGAGGCAGGGCACGGCCCUGGUGCUGCUGGAGGCGCAGGCUGCCACCGGCUUCCUGGUCGACCCGCUGGCCAACAGGAAGCUGUCCGUGGACGAGGCCGUCUCCUCGGGGCUGGUGGGCAGCGAGCUGCACGAGAAGCUGCUGUCGGCCGAGCGCGCCGUUACGGGCUACACCGACCCCUACACCGGGGAGCAGAUCUCCCUCUUCCAGGCCAUGCAGAAGGAGCUCAUCGUCAAGGAGCACGGCAUCCGCCUGCUCGAGGCCCAGAUCGCCACCGGUGGCAUCGUCGACCCCGUGCACAGCCACCGCCUGCCCGUGGAGGUGGCCUAUCGGCGCGGCUACUUCGACCAGGAGAUGAACCAGAUCCUCUCGGACCCCAGCGACGACACCAAGGGCUUCUUCGACCCCAACACCCACGAGAACCUCACCUACAUGCAGCUCCUGCGCCGCUGCGUGCCCGACCCGGACACGGGGCUGCUGAUGCUGCAGCUGAUGGACAAGGGCUCCGUGCUGCACCAGCUGAGCGAGGAGGCCCGCCAAGCCCUGCAGGCCGCCCACACCACGCUCAGCGUGGGGCUCUUCCAGGGACAGAGCGUCACCCUCUGGGAGCUCCUCUUCUCCCGCUACGUGCCCGAGCACCGGCGCCAGGACCUGCUGCGCCGCUACAAGGCGGGGACGGUCACCAUCUCGGAGAUGAGCACCCUCCUCACCACCAUCAUCACUGGGGCUGAGCAGCGGGAGGCCGCAGCACCGGUUCCCACCCAGAACGGUGAGCCGGCGGGCUCCCGGCGCGAGCAGGAGCAGGAGCAAGAGAGGGAGCAGGAGCUGGAGCGGUCCCUGCAGUCCCGCACCGUUGAGGUCCCGGCCAGCGGCUUCCGUGGCAGGAAGGUCUCCCUGUGGGAGCUCCUCUUCUCCAGGUACGUCUGCGAGGCCAAGAGGCAGGAGCUGCUGGGGCUGCUGCGGGCCGGGAGCCUGGCGCUGGACGAGCUGGCAGGGCUCCUGACGGCCCUGGUCCAGGAGGCGGUGGAGCGCAGCAGCGCUGUGAAGUUCACGGGCCUCAGGAGGCAGGUGACUGCCUCGGACCUGGCGGACUCGGGCAUCAUCGACAAGGACACGCUGGCCGACCUGGUGCAGGGCGCCAAGACGGUGGCGGAGGUGACGGAAAUGGCCUCCGUCAAGCGCUACCUGGACGGCACGGGCUGCAUCGCUGGCGUGCUGGUGCCCUGCAAGGCCGAGCCCGGCAAGCUGGAGAAGAUGAGCAUCUACCAGGCCAUGUGGAAGGGCAUCCUGAGGCAGGGCACGGCCCUGGUGCUGCUGGAGGCGCAGGCUGCCACCGGCUUCCUGGUCGACCCGCUGGCCAACAGGAAGCUGUCCGUGGACGAGGCCGUCUCCUCGGGGCUGGUGGGCAGCGAGCUGCACGAGAAGCUGCUGUCGGCCGAGCGUGCCGUUACGGGCUACACCGACCCCUACACCGGGGAGCAGAUCUCCCUCUUCCAGGCCAUGCAGAAGGAGCUCAUCGUCAAGGAGCACGGCAUCCGCCUGCUCGAGGCCCAGAUCGCCACCGGUGGCAUCGUCGACCCCGUGCACAGCCACCGCCUGCCGGUGGAGGUGGCCUAUCGGCGCGGCUACUUCGACCAGGAGAUGAACCAGAUCCUCUCGGACCCCAGCGACGACACCAAGGGCUUCUUCGACCCCAACACCCACGAGAACCUCACCUACAUGCAGCUCCUGCGCCGCUGCGUGCCCGACCCGGACACGGGGCUGCUGAUGCUGCAGCUGAUGGACAAGGGCUCCAUGCUGCACCAGCUGAGCGAGGAGGCCCGCCAAGCCCUGCAGGCCGCCCACACCACGCUCAGCGUGGGGCUCUUCCAGGGACAGAGUGUCACCCUCUGGGAGCUCCUCUUCUCCCGCUACGUGCCCGAGCACCGGCGCCAGGACCUGCUGCGCCGCUACAAGGCGGGGACGGUCACCAUCUCGGAGAUGAGCACCCUCCUCACCACCAUCAUCACUGGGGCUGAGCAGCGGGAGGCCGCAGCACCGGUUCCCACCCAGAACGGUGAGCCGGCGGGCUCCCGGCGCGAGCAGGAGCAGGAGCAAGAGAGGGAGCAGGAGCUGGAGCGGUCCCUGCAGUCCCGCACCGUUGAGGUCCCGGCCAGCGGCUUCCGUGGCAGGAAGGUCUCCCUGUGGGAGCUCCUCUUCUCCAGGUACGUCUGCGAGGCCAAGAGGCAGGAGCUGCUGGGGCUGCUGCGGGCCGGGAGCCUGGCGCUGGACGAGCUGGCAGGGCUCCUGACGGCCCUGGUCCAGGAGGCGGUGGAGCGCAGCAGCGCUGUGAAGUUCACGGGCCUCAGGAGGCAGGUGACUGCCUCGGACCUGGCGGACUCGGGCAUCAUCGACAAGGACACGCUGGCCGACCUGGUGCAGGGCGCCAAGACGGUGGCGGAGGUGACGGAAAUGGCCUCCGUCAAGCGCUACCUGGACGGCACGGGCUGCAUCGCUGGCGUGCUGGUGCCCUGCAAGGCCGAGCCCGGCAAGCUGGAGAAGAUGAGCAUCUACCAGGCCAUGUGGAAGGGCAUCCUGAGGCAGGGCACGGCCCUGGUGCUGCUGGAGGCGCAGGCUGCCACCGGCUUCCUGGUCGACCCGCUGGCCAACAGGAAGCUGUCCGUGGACGAGGCCGUCUCCUCGGGGCUGGUGGGCAGCGAGCUGCACGAGAAGCUGCUGUUGGCCGAGCGCGCCGUUACGGGCUACACCGACCCCUACACCGGGGAGCAGAUCUCCCUCUUCCAGGCCAUGCAGAAGGAGCUCAUCGUCAAGGAGCACGGCAUCCGCCUGCUCGAGGCCCAGAUCGCCACCGGCGGCAUCGUCGACCCCGUGCACAGCCACCGCCUGCCCGUGGAGGUGGCCUAUCGGCGCGGCUACUUCGACCAGGAGAUGAACCAGAUCCUCUCGGACCCCAGCGACGACACCAAGGGCUUCUUCGACCCCAACACCCACGAGAACCUCACCUACAUGCAGCUCCUGCGCCGCUGCGUGCCCGACCCGGACACGGGGCUGCUGAUGCUGCAGCUGAUGGACAAGGGCUCCGUGCUGCACCAGCUGAGCGAGGAGGCCCGCCAAGCCCUGCAGGCCGCCCACACCACGCUCAGCGUGGGGCUCUUCCAGGGACAGAGCGUCACCCUCUGGGAGCUCCUCUUCUCCCGCUACGUGCCCGAGCACCGGCGCCAGGACCUGCUGCGCCGCUACAAGGCGGGGACGGUCACCAUCUCGGAGAUGAGCACCCUCCUCACCACCAUCAUCACUGGGGCUGAGCAGCGGGAGGCCGCAGCACCGGUUCCCACCCAGAACGGUGAGCCGGCGGGCUCCCGGCGCGAGCAGGAGCAGGAGCAAGAGAGGGAGCAGGAGCUGGAGCGGUCCCUGCAGUCCCGCACCGUUGAGGUCCCGGCCAGCGGCUUCCGUGGCAGGAAGGUCUCCCUGUGGGAGCUCCUCUUCUCCAGGUACGUCUGCGAGGCCAAGAGGCAGGAGCUGCUGGGGCUGCUGCGGGCCGGGAGCCUGGCGCUGGACGAGCUGGCAGGGCUCCUGACGGCCCUGGUCCAGGAGGCGGUGGAGCGCAGCAGCGCUGUGAAGUUCACGGGCCUCAGGAGGCAGGUGACUGCCUCGGACCUGGCGGACUCGGGCAUCAUCGACAAGGACACGCUGGCCGACCUGGUGCAGGGCGCCAAGACGGUGGCGGAGGUGACGGAAAUGGCCUCCGUCAAGCGCUACCUGGACGGCACGGGCUGCAUCGCUGGCGUGCUGGUGCCCUGCAAGGCCGAGCCCGGCAAGCUGGAGAAGAUGAGCAUCUACCAGGCCAUGUGGAAGGGCAUCCUGAGGCAGGGCACGGCCCUGGUGCUGCUGGAGGCGCAGGCUGCCACCGGCUUCCUGGUCGACCCGCUGGCCAACAGGAAGCUGUCCGUGGACGAGGCCGUCUCCUCGGGGCUGGUGGGCAGCGAGCUGCACGAGAAGCUGCUGUCGGCCGAGCGCGCCGUUACGGGCUACACCGACCCCUACACCGGGGAGCAGAUCUCCCUCUUCCAGGCCAUGCAGAAGGAGCUCAUCGUCAAGGAGCACGGCAUCCGCCUGCUCGAGGCCCAGAUCGCCACCGGUGGCAUCGUCGACCCCGUGCACAGCCACCGCCUGCCCGUGGAGGUGGCCUAUCGGCGCGGCUACUUCGACCAGGAGAUGAACCAGAUCCUCUCGGACCCCAGCGACGACACCAAGGGCUUCUUCGACCCCAACACCCACGAGAACCUCACCUACAUGCAGCUCCUGCGCCGCUGCGUGCCCGACCCGGACACGGGGCUGCUGAUGCUGCAGCUGAUGGACAAGGGCUCCGUGCUGCACCAGCUGAGCGAGGAGGCCCGCCAAGCCCUGCAGGCCGCCCACACCACGCUCAGCGUGGGGCUCUUCCAGGGACAGAGCGUCACCCUCUGGGAGCUCCUCUUCUCCCGCUACGUGCCCGAGCACCGGCGCCAGGACCUGCUGCGCCGCUACAAGGCGGGGACGGUCACCAUCUCGGAGAUGAGCACCCUCCUCACCACCAUCAUCACUGGGGCUGAGCAGCGGGAGGCCGCAGCACCGGUUCCCACCCAGAACGGUGAGCCGGCGGGCUCCCGGCGCGAGCAGGAGCAGGAGCAAGAGAGGGAGCAGGAGCUGGAGCGGUCCCUGCAGUCCCGCACCGUUGAGGUCCCGGCCAGCGGCUUCCGUGGCAGGAAGGUCUCCCUGUGGGAGCUCCUCUUCUCCAGGUACGUCUGCGAGGCCAAGAGGCAGGAGCUGCUGGGGCUGCUGCGGGCCGGGAGCCUGGCGCUGGACGAGCUGGCAGGGCUCCUGACGGCCCUGGUCCAGGAGGCGGUGGAGCGCAGCAGCGCUGUGAAGUUCACGGGCCUCAGGAGGCAGGUGACUGCCUCGGACCUGGCGGACUCGGGCAUCAUCGACAAGGACACGCUGGCCGACCUGGUGCAGGGCGCCAAGACGGUGGCGGAGGUGACGGAAAUGGCCUCCGUCAAGCGCUACCUGGACGGCACGGGCUGCAUCGCUGGCGUGCUGGUGCCCUGCAAGGCCGAGCCCGGCAAGCUGGAGAAGAUGAGCAUCUACCAGGCCAUGUGGAAGGGCAUCCUGAGGCAGGGCACGGCCCUGGUGCUGCUGGAGGCGCAGGCUGCCACCGGCUUCCUGGUCGACCCGCUGGCCAACAGGAAGCUGUCCGUGGACGAGGCCGUCUCCUCGGGGCUGGUGGGCAGCGAGCUGCACGAGAAGCUGCUGUCGGCCGAGCGUGCCGUUACGGGCUACACCGACCCCUACACCGGGGAGCAGAUCUCCCUCUUCCAGGCCAUGCAGAAGGAGCUCAUCGUCAAGGAGCACGGCAUCCGCCUGCUCGAGGCCCAGAUCGCCACCGGCGGCAUCGUCGACCCCGUGCACAGCCACCGCCUGCCGGUGGAGGUGGCCUAUCGGCGCGGCUACUUCGACCAGGAGAUGAACCAGAUCCUCUCGGACCCCAGCGACGACACCAAGGGCUUCUUCGACCCCAACACCCACGAGAACCUCACCUACAUGCAGCUCCUGCGCCGCUGCGUGCCUGACCCGGACACGGGGUUUUAUUUCCUCAAUAUACAAACACAGUGCCCACGAUUGCAGGACUGUUCCCCAGAGACAAUGCAGAAGAUGAGUGGACCCCCUCAGAACAACAAGUCAACCAACAUGGGAAGUAACCUGAUUGAGGAUGAACACAAAGAGAUGGGUGGUGGUGGGAGUAACUUCAUAGCUGGAAUCUUCCUCCAGGCCAUGAGUAAGAAGAUUAGUAUCUAUGAUGCCAUGAUAAGGGGGCUGCUGACUCCUGGCACAGCCCUGGUGCUGCUGGAGGCACAGGCUGCCUCAGGGCUCCUCACCGACCCCGUGAGAAACCAGAAGCUGUCCGUGGAAGAGGCGCUGACAGCCGGACUCAUUGGCAGAGACUUCUAUGAGAAGCUGCUGUCGGCCGAGGGAGCUGUCACGGGCUACACGGAGCCGUACACAGGCCACCAGAUCUCCCUCUUCCAGGCCAUGCAGAAAGAGUUCAUCGUCAAGGAGCACGCUGUCCGCCUGCUCGAGGCCCAGAUCGCCACCGGUGGCAUCAUCGACCCUGUGCACAGCCACCGCAUCCCGGUGGAAGUGGCCCACAAGCGCGGGUACUUCGACCAGGAGAUGUGCCAGUUCCUUUCUAACCCCAAGAACCAAAUAAGAAGUUGCUUUGACCCAAACACGCACGAGAACCUCACUUAUACACAGCUGCUGCGCCGCUGCGUGCCCGACCCGGACACAGGGCUGCCGAUGCUCCACAUAAUGGACAAGGGCUCUGUGCUCCACCAGCUCAGCAAGGAUGCUCGGAAAGCCCUGCAGGCUGCCCGCACCACACUCAGCAUGGGGCUCUUCCAGGGACAGACCGUCACCCUCUGGGAGCUCCUCUUCUCCCGCUACGUGCCCGAGCACCAGAGAGAGGACCUGCUGCGCCGCUACAAGGCGGGGACAAUCACCAUCCCAGAAAUGAGCACCCUCCUCACCAACAGCAUCACUGGGGCAGGAAUGAAAAACGGGCAUCUGAGUUCAUCCACAGUUACAGCCAACAACGAGGAGAGAACAUCACAACCAUCGCAACCAGUUCAGGACAUGCACUCCCGGGAGCAACAGUUGAGAAAGUCCCUGAAGCCACCAUCACAACCAGUUCAGGACAUGUACUCCCAGGAGCAACAAUUGAGAAAGUCCCUGAAGUCUGCAACCAUCUAUGUCACUGCUGGUGAAUUCCAGGGGCAAAAGGUUUCCUUGCUGGAUCUGCUCUUUUCCAAACAUAUCCCUCAAGGGCGGCGGCAGGAGCUGCUGGAGCUGUACAGAGCAGGGAUACUGACCACAGAACAAGUUGCCAUGGUGGUCACCACCAUCAUAAACAGAACUGCAGCUGCAAAUGCCGCACUCAGGGCCAGUGCCAGAGGUCCAUACAGGGCAGUGGCAAGGGCAGAGGAGGAUGGAGGUGAUUCCUCAACACAAUAUGCGCAACUAGAUAACACCUUGAAGUCUACUACCACUGAUGUGCCAGCUGGUGACUUGCAGGGGAGGCAAGUCUCUGUAUGGGACCUGCUCUUCUCUGACUACAUCCCUGAGGAGAAAAGACAGGAGCUGCUGGAGCUCUACCAUGAAAGGCUGUUAACUCUGGAGCAGAUGAUAACUGUUGUCACCACUGUCAUUAAGAAAAAGGAAUCUACAGGCAGGAAAUUCCACGUUGCAGUCAAGGCUUCCAACAAGGACACCAUGUCAGCAGCAGGAGAGAGGGAUGGUGACUCCACCAAAGAAGAACCAUGGCAAACAGCCUUGAAAACCAGAGUCAUUGACAUGGAUGUUGGAGAGUACCGGGGCCACAAGGUCUCAGUGUGGGACCUGCUCCACUCCAAGUAUAUCCCUGAGGAGAACAGGAAGGAGCUCCUGGAGCUGUACCAGGCAGGAGAGUUAACCCUUGACCAGGUGGAAACCGUGGUAAGCACUAUUGUGUCCAAGGCAGAAGCAGCAAGUGCAAAGGAGAGCAGUCCCAGGGCAGAGUCGACGGUUGCAGGAGCUGAGCACACCGAGCUGCAGGAGGACAGGACCUGGGAAGAGGCCCUGAGGUCCACCACAGUCGAGAUGUCAGAGGAUGAGUUCCAGGGGAGGCAGGUCUCUGUGUGGGACCUGAUCUUCUCUGACUGCAUCCCCGAGGAGAAAAGACAGGAGCUGCUGGAGCUCUACCGUGCCGGGACAUUGCCCCUGGAACAGUUAAUAACUGCUGUCACCACUCUCGUCAAGAAAAAGGAAUCCACAGGCAGGAAAUUCCACAUUGCAGUCAAGGCUCCCAACAAGGACACCGUUCAUUGA
Strigops habroptila (Kakapo) is the source of this 18708-nucleotide messenger RNA. RefSeq names its product epiplakin 1 (gene EPPK1). Gene Ontology annotation, molecular function: structural molecule activity; keratin filament binding. The transcript has 5 exons. NCBI's taxonomy places the organism in Eukaryota, Metazoa, Chordata, Aves, Psittaciformes, Psittacidae. Bases 1 to 18708 code for a protein of 6235 amino acids. The record is from RefSeq and is a predicted model, not a curated record. Gene Ontology annotation, cellular component: keratin filament; cytoskeleton; cytoplasm. Gene Ontology annotation, biological process: intermediate filament bundle assembly; wound healing.